AUGAACAGAAGACGAAGUCGGUCACCCAAGCGACGAGAGGGCGGGUCGCUUCGGUCACGUGAUGACAACCGCGAGUACGACCAACACCGGGAUCGGCGGAGUCGGUACCCUUCAGCAGUUGAAGAUCGAGAGCGGCAACGGUCCACGCGAGACAACGAGCGUACACAAACACAGCCGCAACGAGGGGGUCAGAGACGAGACUCGCAGCCAGACCAUGAGUACGGCGACGAGGCCCAGAGUCGCAAGUGGAUAGAAGGAGAGGGGGCAUUUUUGUUGAAACAGAAGCGGAUGGGAUCCAUUCUUCGUAUCAACCAGGGUCGUGCAUCUUCGGUGGAUCUGUUCAAUUUGAUUCUCAUGAUUUUGGAGCGCGACAGUCCCGCAAAUAGGAAUUAUCCUACGUACAGCAUUCACGAUCAGGAGAUGAUGGAGGGACGGGAGGCCCAGAUUCCUUCUGUGGAGACUCUUUUGGACGGCUUGAAGACCUCGGAUCAGACCCAGUUGUCCGAGAUGGCCAAGAUUGAUCCCGAGAAUGCGUCGUACUGGGGAUCAGCUCUCCAGUCGGCGUCCAACAGAGACUCUCAGGAUUCUAGUAAACUGAGUGUGGUGAGAGACGACAUUGAAAAAGUGCUGGGAGGUAAGAACAGAGAGCAGUUGGCAGAUCUGGAGGCUCGGAUGCAAAAAAUGAUAGAUUCGGGAGCCGCACCCAACCGGGAGUUCUUCCAGGAUCUUGUGGCGCAUUCUAAGGAUCGAAGAAUGCGGUUGGUGCUGGAUGAGAAGCGAUCCGAGGCAAUUGAGACCAGAUACAAGCAGCUGUGUAAGGAGGCUGGAACCACGCCGCAGACUCCGUUCACCGAAGAGCUGUACGUCAAGGCUGUUGAGCAAUACAAUGUUGAAUGGGACAAGAGAAAGCCCCAACAGAAGUCUGCUGCUUCCGAGAAGACUCCAGCUGCUCCUGACUUCCAAAACGCCGUUGACGACGGAAUGGCUGACGGUCUGUUGCCCCAGAUCACAGACGCCGACGGUGUUAUCGACCUUUCCAAGGGUAUCACUGAUGAGAGUUCGCGAGAUACUGAAGAGGCCGAGCUGUACCAACAAAGUGAUGAGAUCAAGGUGGACAAGAAGACUCGUCCCCGGUUCCACAACCGAGUUGUUCUUGGAUUCGACUGGAACAAGUACAACCAGACGCAUUACGACUCCAACAACCUGCCUCCUAAAACCGUGCAGGGUUACAAGUUCAACAUCUUCUACCCCGAGCUACCCGAAGGCAAGACUCCUUCAUACCAGGUCAUCAAGAUGAAGAACGAAGACAUCACAAAACAGCGGGAGACCUGUCUGCUAAAAUUCACAGCUCCAGCUCCAUAUGCAGACUUAACAUUUCGCGUUGUGGAUCGAACAUGGGAUUAUGCUGCUCGAGGAGACGGCAAAUACAACUCCAGCUACCAUAAUGGUGUUCUGCAACUUCAUUUCCGGUUCAAGAAGGACUUCUAUAAAAAGUAA
Yarrowia lipolytica CLIB122 is the source of this 1497-nucleotide messenger RNA. RefSeq lists its product as uncharacterized. Gene Ontology annotation, cellular component: cytoplasm; spliceosomal complex. Gene Ontology annotation, molecular function: protein binding. Gene Ontology annotation, biological process: mRNA cis splicing, via spliceosome. NCBI's taxonomy places the organism in Eukaryota, Fungi, Ascomycota, Dipodascomycetes, Dipodascales. The record is from RefSeq and is a predicted model, not a curated record.